AUCGAGCUUAAGUUUUCAAUAAUCUCAACUUGUUGCCCAAACCUUAGCCGCCUCAAGCUUCGCGGAUGCCGCGAAAUCAUCGAUUACAGGAUGGCUCGAUUCGCUAAAAACCGCAAAAAUCUGAGGAAGCUGUCUUGUGGUUCAUGUAUGUUUGGCGCCAAGGCAUUGAACGCCGUUCUCAACUAUUGUACCAAUUUGGAAAACAAGCAGUCAGACUCCUCUUCCUCCAUUCCCUCUGUUUUCACUCCAUCUUCCCUUCUGGCAACAGCCAUGAAAUUCUCUUGAAAUCAAAGCGAAGAAAGAAAUAUUUUUCCCUAAAUCUGUUUGUUUUGAGGGAAAAUCAAAGGAGUCAGAUUGUUUGUUUUCAUUCAUCUGACUUUUCUUCUUCUUUUUUUUUUUUUUUUUUUUUUUUUUUUUUUUUUUUUCUUUCAACUCAUAAGUCAAAGGGUGGACUACUAGCGUGUAAAAAAAAUAAAAUUGGUGUGGAAGA
Molecule: messenger RNA, 490 nt
Organism: Rubroshorea leprosula
Lineage: Eukaryota; Viridiplantae; Streptophyta; Magnoliopsida; Malvales; Dipterocarpaceae
Source: the annotation of a GenBank genome assembly